Molecule: messenger RNA, 591 nt
Organism: Closterium sp. Naga37s-1
Lineage: Eukaryota; Viridiplantae; Streptophyta; Zygnematophyceae; Desmidiales; Closteriaceae
Source: the annotation of a GenBank genome assembly
AUGACUGCUUUUCUCAAAACUUUUGGAGGAAGAAACGGAUUUGUCUCGUUUGCGAUGGUGUUAUUUGUGGUGCUGUUCGUACUGACUGUCCUCCCGCUGAAUCCCUCGGGAGUUACGACCGUCGCUGCGGUGCCGCUGCGAGGCUUUCGCGGCAGCAGGCGAAUUGGGGUUACCACCCGCGCGAGUGAGGUUGAGAUGCUAGCACCGGGGGCUGAUGGCAGCAACAGCAACAACCCGCCUCUUCCCGUGGCGGGGAUUUUCGGCGACCUUCAGUGCCCAGCGGCAUCCAGCUAUUCCAUGUUCGUGCAAGCCAUGGCAUCCCUUCAGCCCCCCAUGGACUAUGCUGUUUUCCUCAACGGGGGGGGUCUGUCAUGGCAUCAUAUCUCUUCCUUUCCCCACGCCCAUCCGCCCUCCCUCUCCCACCAGAGCCCAGCGGCCUCGGACUAUUCCAUGUUCGUGCAAGCCAUGGCAUCCCUUCAGCCCCCCAUGGACUAUGUCGCUUUCCUCAACGGGGCUGUGGGCAUGGCAAACGGCAUCACCAUCCUCGCACCCUCUAAUGCCGCCUUCCAGGUAACCACUGCAUGCUGGUAA